Molecule: messenger RNA, 2080 nt
Organism: Oncorhynchus kisutch (coho salmon)
Lineage: Eukaryota; Metazoa; Chordata; Actinopteri; Salmoniformes; Salmonidae
Product: transmembrane protein 87A
Exons: 19
Coding region: 116-1807 (563 amino acids)
Biological process (GO): retrograde transport, endosome to Golgi
Cellular component (GO): Golgi apparatus; Golgi cisterna membrane
Source: RefSeq, a predicted model, not a curated record
GGGUACCAAGCGCGCGUCCGUGAAGCCUCUCCUUCACCCAACAGAGACUCCGGGCCCCGGAACUGACUGCGGAACUGCUUCGUACACAAAUUAAAUUGAAAAAAAAAAAAAAAAAAUGCCAGAUGUCACGGUGUUUUUGUCAUGUUUGUUGUUUUUUAUUUCAAUUUUGCGUCCAGGGAUCGGGGCAGAAGUGUCCUUGUGGAAUGUCGACAUCAACUCAUCGCAAAAUGCCGUCUUCAGGAAGACAUUGUACGCCAACACAACCAUCUUCAUGACAUUCCAUGGCGACUUGGCUCUAUGUGAUUCCACCCUGGCCUUCAACAUCAGUUGGUACCUCCGUUCCUCGAUCUGCUACAAUGAGGUCUUUAAUACUCCAGACAACAAGGCACUGACUAUGUUUGGUCUGGAUCACAUGCUGAAGAAGGACUGGAGUGGCUUCUACAGCCAGGGAUACAUGUACUUCGACAACUGCUCAACUCUUUUACUACCCAAGGUGUACUACACAGACUUCAGCCCCUAUCAACCCCUCAUCAGCCCACAGAGCGAGGAAGGCAGGCCUUCCAAUCAGAGUGCUCCACAGGGGUGGCUGGAAAAGCCGGAUAUAGGUGCGGUGGCCAAGGCUUGGUCCGACAGCCCCUACCUGUUUAUAGUGAAGGUACAGCCGCAGCAGCGUGGAGAUGCCAGCGGUGGGCGCCCUGGAGCAGAGGAGGAGGAGCCUAAUGAUGUCCAGGGGAACUUGGCCUUUAUCAUGACCGUGGCGAUGAAGGGGCCUCGUGAAUACUCCUCCCCUGCAGACUGGCCUCUAAUGAUGUUCUACAUGGUGAUGUGUAUAGUGUAUGUGUUCUUCGGGGCGCUCUGGCUCUUCUGGUCGGCCUGUUACUGGAAAGAUCUGUUGAGGAUCCAGUUCUGGAUCGGAGGAGUGAUCAUCCUGGGCAUGCUGGAGAAGGCCGUCUUCUACUCUGAGUACCAGAGCAUCCGCUACAGAGGAGACUAUGUCCAAGGUGCUGUAAUCUUUGCCGAGUUGCUGUCUGCUCUGAAGAGAUCUCUGGCUCGCAUCCUGGUGCUCAUAGUCAGUCUGGGCUACGGCAUCGUCAAACCCAGGCUGGGCACCACAGUCCACCGGCUAGCAGCAGUAGGCCUGCUCUACCUGCUCUUCUCCUCCGUGGAGGGAGUGCUGCGCGUCACAGGAGGUUUCUAUGGGACCGUAGCCCUGGUGGCCAACCUGAGUCUCUCUCUCAUUGACUCCUGUGUGAUGUGGUGGAUCUUCAUAAGCUUGUCCCAGACCACUCGUCUUCUGAAGUUGCGUAGGAACGUGGUGAAGCUGUCUCUGUAUCAGCAUUUCACCAACACACUCAUCUUCUCUGUUCUGGCUUCUAUUAUCUUCAUCAUCUGGACGACCAAAGUGUUUAAGCUGGUUGACUGCCAGACGGGUUGGAGGGAUUUGUGGGUAGACGAUGCCUUCUGGCGCCUCCUCUUUUCCACCAUCCUCCUGGUCAUCAUGGUGUUGCUACGACCCUCCGCCAACAGCCAGAGGUUCUCCCAUUCCCCUCUGAUCGAUGAAGACGAUGAGGAGGAUGAAGCCAAGGAACCCAUGCUGAAUGAAGCCUUUGAGGGGAUGAAGAUGAGAGGCACCAAGGCUGAGACUAAUGGAUCCCAGUCACAGAAACUACUCAGUAAAGAGGAUGAAGACCUGAAAUGGGUUGAGGAGAACAUUCCCACGACUGUUGCUGAUGUAGCCCUCCCAGUAAUGCUUGAUGAAGAGGAGGAAAUUCUGAAAACCAAGAUGGAGAGAUCCAAAAUGGAAUGACCGAGUGGAGGGGUUUCACCGAGUGGAGGGGUUUCACCGAGUGGAGGGGUUUCACCGAGGCAGCCAUUGAUGUAGUCAAAUGAAGUGACCCAUCAGAUCCUAUAUUUAUAACACUUUUAUGUUCCUUCAUUUUGAGCACCGCCAUGCAGCCGCUAAUAAACUCUACGGCCCUGGUCAACAGUAGUGUACUACCCUAUGGGCCCUGGUCAACAGUAGUACACUACCCUAUGGGCCCUGGUCAACACUACCCUAUGGGCCCUGGUCAACACUACC